Messenger RNA from Raphanus sativus (radish), 1094 nucleotides. RefSeq names its product peptidyl-prolyl cis-trans isomerase CYP19-1-like. The transcript has a single exon. NCBI's taxonomy places the organism in Eukaryota, Viridiplantae, Streptophyta, Magnoliopsida, Brassicales, Brassicaceae. Gene Ontology annotation, cellular component: cytosol; plasma membrane. The coding region runs from base 111 to 827 and encodes 238 amino acids. Gene Ontology annotation, molecular function: peptidyl-prolyl cis-trans isomerase activity. The record is from RefSeq and is a predicted model, not a curated record. Gene Ontology annotation, biological process: protein peptidyl-prolyl isomerization.
CUCUACAGCCGACGAUCUUCCUUCAUUUUAUUUUCAUUGGAACUAUAUGUUCUCUCUCUCUCGAUAGCUCCUCCCAGGAAACCUAUAAUUUCUUAGAUCCAUCUCAGAGAAUGGCUGGUGGAUUUACCAUCAACAUAAACAUUCCGGCGGGUGAAGGAUUUACCAUUAACAUUAACCCAAACUCUGCUCCAGGGGGAGCCGAGGUAGGGGCUGCCUUUGGCCGAAUUCAACCUCCAGCUGGUAAACUAGAUCCUCUCUCUAUAUGUACGAAUCCCUCCUCUCAAAAGCCCCGAGAAUGCUCUGAUCCAUCUAACCCUAAGGUUUUCUUUGAUAUGACGGCUUGCGGUAAACCUAUUGGUCGGAUCGUGAUGGAGCUCUUUGCCGACACGACCCCACGGACGGCAGAGAAUUUCCGCGCCCUCUGUACAGGCGAGAAAGGCAUGGGGAAGAAGGGUAAGCCCCUCCAUUACAAAGGAUCAGUCAUCUACCAUAGGUGCGCCGAUUAUAUGAUUGAAGGAGGAGAUUUCACUAACGAAGGGAAAGGAUGCGGAGGCGAAUCAAUCUACGACAGUGGGUUUUUCGAGGAUGAGAACUUCAUCAAAAAGCACACAUGUCCGGGUAUGAUCUCCAUGAACAACCGUGGUCCUGACACCAACGAAUCUAACUUUAUGAUCUGCUUGACGGAGUGCCCGGAACUCGACGAUGAACACGUCGUGUUCGGCCAAGUUGUUGAAGGAUUGGAUGUGGUCAGGACCAUUUCAAAGAUAUCUGUUAGGGACAAGCUUUCCUGGCCCGUGGUGAUCGCCGACUGCGGUCAGAUUUCAUAGAUCUGAGAUAUUUUCAAGUACAAUGGUUGCUUGGUCCUUUCGCCGACAAGCUUGUGUCCUUUUGAUGUUUGGUCGGGUGCGUUUUUCUUUUUGCUUCUUUCUUGAAUUUAGAUUGGCUACCAUUGAAAAAUGAUAACCAUCAUCAGUUUUAGCUAUAGUUGCUAUUGCAGAAACAUAUUAAAAAUAAAUCUGUGCUUUUGGACCUUUUAAAUAUGUUUUCCAUCAAGAGAUUCUUAUUAGAAUUUAACAUUAGUAAUUGAUUUCUAA